UCCUCCAGUGGGUCUCUCCAGGCAAGGCAGCUCCAGCUCCUGGCAAAGCGAGGCGCACGAAGCUCUCCCGCAGCAGCAGACUUCCCUAUGGGCAUCGGAGCAGCGACCUUGGCAGAGCCCACUUGCUAAAGCCACUGCCCUGGAAUAUAUACCUCUAAAACCCGGGACAGAGAAAGCAGGCGAAAGCUGCUCCAGCAACAGACAGGCAGUAAGACCACAUUCCCUACUUGUGGAAGGUCAGACUGAAUGGCUCAAGACUUUGACAUCAAUUCUCUGCUUAGGAUGAUUUGGAAACUAGCUUUCUCCUUGUUUCUUGUGUCUACUCUGGUUCAAGUGUCGGAAACCAGGAAGAAUCGCCCCGCAGGAGCCAUCCCCUCCCCGUACAAAGACAGCAGAAGCAACAACUCGGAGAGGCGGCAGCAUCUGCACAAAGAGGUGCUAGCCUCCAGCCAGGAGGCCCUGGUUGUCACAGAGAGGAAGUACCUGAAAAGUGACUGGUGCAAAACGCAGGCCCUGAGGCAGACAGUCAGCGAGGAGGGCUGCCUCAGCCGCACCAUCAUCAACCGCUUCUGCUACGGGCAGUGCAACUCCUUUUAUAUCCCUCGCCACGUGAAAAAAGAGGAGGAGUCAUUUCAGUCCUGUGCUUUCUGCAAGCCCCAGAAGGUGACCUCCUUCACAGUGGAGCUAGAAUGCCCUGAACUAGACCCACCUUUCCGACUUAAGAAAAUCCAGAAAGUCAAGCAAUGUCGGUGCAUGUCUGUGAACCUGAGCAGCGCAGGCAAGCAGUGAAAGUGAGGGCUGGCAGCUGCCCCUGCCAGAGUCGCCAUGGCCUCUCUUCCUUCACAGACAAACGAGAUGGUUGUUUUCCCUCCUCCUGGUCAAGUCAUUUCUGGAGCAACGCCAUUGGCCACCUGGAAGUAAAGGCUGCUUUGGCUGGUCUAUUCAGAGGGUCCAUCAUCUAUUUACCAAAGCAGCUGUCUUGCCACUGGGUCUGUGUCACUCAAGGUGAAGCCCAGCAUCAAAUGUGGAAAUGAACAUUUGGGUGGCCAGGGGUUUAAAUCCAAAAAUAACUCUUCCACUGUGUGGGAAACCUUUUGGCCUUCACUCCAUCCAUCCUUUUGGAUGAAGAGAGAGGUCCAGUGAAUUCUUCAUAGCUUCUCCCUCUCAUUUCGGGGACUUUUCACUUCGUUUUUGACUGCCUAAUGCUGUUUCUCUUGGGCUGUAAUGCUGACAUGGAUACAUAUAGUAAAGAACAGUUAUGGACAACUAUGUUCUGUCUGUCUGGUCUGACUGAUAAGGCACAUGGGCCUUAUCUUCCAUGGAGAUAAUCAACCUGCCACUUUCCGACAGAGAAAGAGACCGAGAAUGGAUUUGUGCAUAUUUUCAGCUAGAUUGCCUCAUGUUUCCACAGCAAUGUUUCACUUGUAAUGCAGCUAUAGCAAAUUGUUGUUAAACUUGUUAAUAUAGACGUAACCACAUAUAUUUUGGGAGAUGACAAAGUAUUUGAAGGGCUAAAACAAAACACCUUAACUGUUGGACCAGAUUAUUCCCUGAAAAUUACAGAGUUUUGCUAGUGUUUAUUUUCUCAGUAGAUUUUGCAUUAAUUUAAUUUUCUUUCUUUCCAUCAAUUCCCUUACCCCUAACCUGUGUUGAAUCACUACUUUUGGGGAAGAAAACAACAUUGUGUGUAACCUAUUGAAACACAGUAGCAGAAAACAAAAUGCUACAUUUCUUUGUUACUGAGGUGAACACAAAGAGUAAUUUAAACCAAUCGCUAUUUCCAAGGAACAGAAUUGUUGGGAAAAUGUAAUGUGUGAAGUGACCCAGUCAUCCUGAUUUCAUUCAAUGUCUCAUGCUAGGUUCUAGUAUGUUCCAAAUGUGUCCGUUUAGAUUCCUAAAUUGGUUGGGCAAAACCAAAAGCCGUGACCUAUUGGGUAUCUUGGAACUUUGCAUUCACAGCAGUUGCAGCUGAAGGAAUCCAAUGUUCUGAGGACUAUUUCACUACGCUUCCUUGGACAGGACCACUAAAGGGGUUAACAAAAUUGUUUGCUUCGAGCUGUAGGUUUGGUGCCAACUCAAGGGUUCAGUGGCACAGUUCUCUAUUAUGUGAGACCGGCUGUUUUAAGAGGCUUUGGGGGGAAUGAUCUCCGUUAGUGCUCACCAAUCGGUUUAUGGGGAUUGGCACGGGUAGGAGGGAUUGGGCAGGUAUGUUGGCCCUAUAUAAUUUUCCCCCCUCCCUUGGUGUUACACAAUGGCAGAUCUGCAGUUGGGAAUGCACAGCGGAGAAGGCUGAGGCUUGCUUUCGAGAUUGCCGUUGUCGAACAUUAUUCCACUACUUACUCUAAGGUUUACCAAAGCACAUUUUGGACAAAGUGGAAGGGAGAGGAAGAUUAGAGUGCCUGUAGCAUAGUGCACACAUUUUAUGGGUUAGGAUGGCUGCCUCUUGAAGAAAUGAAACCUAAUGUCGGGUUCGUCGGGCUGGAAACCAGAAACUGUUCAGUAACCACAUGGGGAAAAAUGUGAAAAGAAAGCAUCCAGUAGGGGGAUGGGCUCCUUACCAAGUUGUGAUAAACAAGAGAUAUAUGCUGCAGGAGGGGGGCAUGUGCCCUUUGGUUAGUUUAUGCUUAAAUGAAAGAGUUGAGUUGACCUUGUAAUGGUUCAUACUAUUUAAAUGUUUGUUUUAUAAAUGAAAACAAAAUGGAAGAAAUGUUAUAACUAUAAUGUAAUUAUUUUAUAGGUGUAUUAUUGUUAAAUUAUAGAACAAAUAAAGAUA
Molecule: messenger RNA, 2773 nt
Organism: Zootoca vivipara (common lizard)
Lineage: Eukaryota; Metazoa; Chordata; Lepidosauria; Squamata; Lacertidae
Gene: GREM2
Product: gremlin 2, DAN family BMP antagonist
Biological process (GO): animal organ morphogenesis
Molecular function (GO): BMP binding; receptor ligand activity
Source: RefSeq, a predicted model, not a curated record